Molecule: messenger RNA, 4770 nt
Organism: Cucurbitaria berberidis CBS 394.84
Lineage: Eukaryota; Fungi; Ascomycota; Dothideomycetes; Pleosporales; Cucurbitariaceae
Exons: 1
Coding region: 1-4770 (1589 amino acids)
Source: RefSeq, a predicted model, not a curated record
AUGGCUUCCUAUAAGUCGCAAUUCGCUCCCCCAAGAAGGAUGGAGGACCGAGCGCCCACCACUCGGUUGCCGCAACGAUCUGUUACUCCUACCACAAUCACAUCCCAAUUACCCACCCCGAGCCAGUCCAAACUACAGAAGAGGAGGCCCUCGCGAGACGACCAGGCGUACCCCCGAGGCCCUACCAGCCAAAAAGGGCCUGUGCAGACAGUCAGCUCCCGCCAGGGAAGCAGCAGUCGCGCAGUACCUAUGAACCUCCAGAAACCGGGCAUGAUAAGUUCAAAACCAACGCCUCAAAGUUCGACAUCUCGUUUACCCAAGCUUGAAGUACCCGCAAGUACUCGCACGCCUUCACUUGCCUCGGGAUCUUCCGCAUCAACAAUUGAAAGCCCGCGAUCCAAUGUAUUGAGAAGGAAGCAAACGAACGUUGGAGUCGCAAACAGCAGGCAAGCUUCCCGGAUCCGGGACGAUUCGAUGUCAUCCCAAGACGACGACAGGCAGCAAUUUGAGUGUAUACCUGGUGGCUACAAGGAUCCUUUCUCCGAGACUGUUCUCGGAAUCUCGUUACCACCAUCUUCGACCAUUCUAGCUCAUUCAGAAGCUGAGAUUCAAAUAUACGGCAAUGGUCUUUACGACUAUGAGAUUGGCCCGACAGACAUCUUACCCCUACCAACGCCACAGUAUGCGCUCUCUGCAACACCAUCAACACGUUACUCGGGGUCUCCUGGCCCAUUCAGCAUUUCUUCGACUCCCACAUCCAUGUCAUCAUACUCACCUGGGGCUACGCUAUCGAAAACGUCGCUGCGGACAAUGCAGGCUAGUCCGCUGCAGAACAGACCACCAGCGACCCGGCAUAGAACUCCUGAUGAAAAUAACCCUCGACAUCCUCAUACGCUUUCUACUGUCCGCGAGUCUUCGACUUCCUCAUCAUCUGCGUCCACUGUCAUUAUAGAAUGUGGAAGGCCCAAAGAGAAGCAAUCGCCGAGCCGACUUGCUGCGUUGCCUCAAAGUCCUCAAGUACCGGCUGGCUUCCAAUCCUCAGAGAACUCUCGCGUGCAAGCCCCCCCUGAGUUUGCUCACCUUGCGGAUCAGUCGCCGGUAUCGCUACCUGCACCUAGACGGCCUUCAAGGCCAAGCAGGGAUGGUACGCCAGAGAUUGUCGGACUUCGAGGCCCGUCACCCGUUAUUCAAAGCAAUAUGGCCCACUUUCCCGCAUCACAUAGACGCACCAGCUCUACUGAGUCCAAGUCUGCGCCAAUGCCAGCUGCGAGAUCGAAGAUGAGUGUUCCAACGAAGCCAUCCUCUCGGCUUCCUUCAUCAAACUCGCCCUUACCCGCCGCAACUCGUGCGCCGACGCGUGGGCCAACACCCGAUAUUCAGAGUGAUCGUGAGACGCGAAGAUCUAGUACGCUUCCAGCCCCCGCCCCAGCUCCUAGCCCAGGAAAAACGUCGAGGUUUGGCUUCUUCAGCCGUCGCACCAAGACGGAGCCAACUGCUUCAGCCGCGAAAACAGAGAGCAAGCUUCAUCGACGCGGGCCAGCAGCAGGCACUGGUCACGAAGGCUAUGGCAGAUACGCUGUAAGAGGCCGAAGUGGAAGCUCGGUCAGUGCUACUAGCAUCGGGCGGUCAGCCAGUGCAGGUACUACCUCUGAAAGCUUGGAUCAAACACCUUCGACUCGCAAAAGCAGUAUGACUAGUACCACAAGUGGGGACAUGGACGACUUCUUCCUCAAUCGACUCGCUCCUGUUGUUAUUCGAGGUACUGGAAGCAGCUCGGAGCUGUCACGCAGUCCGGACCCCAUGCAGAGCAGUAGCAGUUUGGACAUCUCUGUCCGUCCCGGAGUGGAGUUGAAGAAGACAGCUAGCAACAUGUCACAGUCUGCAGUCGAAAAGAACCGACCCUCAUUACUGCCAUCGGCGAUGCCAGACACUAUGCGCGGAGGAUCGCCAAUGAAGAAGAUGACCUUGGGUCUGCGGAGGCCCUCCGAAAGCGACGAUGAUUCGAAGAGAUCUUUCCUGCCUGCGCUAUCUUCGAAACGAACGUCGCGCGCAUUACAAACUGUACAACGGCCAAGCGCCCCUGCAGCCUCUGAGAAGGCACGUAAUAACUCUACAAGCGACACGACUGUUGAUGGCAAGGAGAGCAACUGGCUAAAGUCGUCGAAGACGAGCAAGGCAGAGAAGGACCAACCCAAGCCGUCAAAGAGGUGGAACUUUUUUCAACGAGCCCAUGCCGUACCGCGCGCAGCUACCCCAGCUGUUGCCCCAGCCAGCCUUGCAAACCAAGUGCCUGUUUCCCGAUCUGUCGCGCAUUAUGCAUUCUUGGACCAGUCAGAGCUUGACCUAGAUGACAUCGAAGAGCUGAUGAAGGAGGCUAACACCGCAGAUGAAGGCACAGAGAGCGCUCUAUCCGACAACGAGUCUGGGAGAAAGGAGCGAAUGCAGUCUAUGCUGCUACCUCCCAAACCACUACUUCCAACCAACUUCGCACCACCAACCCGUUCUGCCUCACCCAAGGUCUUCCUGCGCUCAGAAGCACAACCUCAGCAGCCGCCCAGAAAAUUGACCAUCAACACCACGCCUGCGCCUCCACCAUCCGAGCGUCGUUCUAUCGCAGACCUAACACCUAUCACCGAUCUCUCGCCGCCGUCGUCGCCCUUCAGUUCACCUUCGCCAGUGUCCCCAAUAAGCACACCUCUUCCUGCACCCACUCCCGCCCCUGUCCCUAUUUCGCCUCCUCAGCAUGUCUCAGUUCCUUCCCAGAGCUUGCCUCCACCCGGUCCACCGCCUACUAGUCCACCUCCAAGGCCGAGCCGCUUGCCCCAGGUUGGUCGCAUACCACAGGUGGUUUCAAGCCGCCGCCAACCGCACCGCCCUUCAUCGCAGUCGUUCUCUCGUCCCUUCGCAACCGGUCAGCCUCGUCCAACUGCCCCACCUCGGAGCUCCUUCGACUCCAUCGGGUCUGUGGUUGCCACUGCUGGUCCAAUUGAGCCGUAUCCAAUUCUACGUGGAUUAAGCGCCCUUACCCAUGGGUCUGCUAUUGCUACUAUGAACUCACCCUCGGACGACUCUAAUACUAGAAGCGAGUUCUUCAAGUUUCCUUCUCGCAAAAACUCUGAGGUUUCUUAUUCAAGUAGCUCGGGCAUCUGGAGCUUUGCUCCUGCUGCUGGAACUGCUGUAGCUCCUAUCCCAGGAGCUCCAUACUCUGAGGACGAACUCUGGAACGAGUAUGACGAUCUGCUCGACGAAGUGCUCUCGCCUGUCACUUCUCGCACCAGCGAGGACAUGACCAACGUUCGGAGCCAACACCCUUCGCUUGAACCUCUCCCUCUAAAGACAAAGGCUCUGCGUGUAUCUACACAGUCCGACUGUUCUGACUGCGAGGCUACAAAUCCUACUCUGCAUCUCCGUCGCUCUCGUUUGCUUGCUGUCUUACACUCGACGCAAUCCCCGACUUCCUCUGUGUCCUUCUCUGAGUUCAUUUCCGACUAUGGCGAGCAAAAGAUCAGCGUGAUUGAUCCUGUCACUGGUAGACUGAGUUUGCCCGCAAGUCCGCGGGUGUCUACGGGCUCGGCCGCGAAGCGCUCAACUCGUUCAAGUCUUCCAGCAUCCUUACCGCUGAGCGCACGACACUCGAAAGCCACUAUUGCCUCAAGGUCUAGCAAGGAUCGUGAUAGUGCCAGCACAAACAGAUACAGAGAUACACGUUUGAUGGAGAUGGCCGAAACCCAAGCGGACGGGCUAUUGUCUAUGGCUAAUCUCCGAUUUGGUGCUCUGAUGACGAGCAAAUGGCUCUCUUUUGGCCGUGUUCUCUUUAGCCCAGUGCACUUUGAACUUAAGGAUGCGAGCGAAGACCGUGUUCUGGUCAUUGACGGACUUGGCAAAGACUGGUCUUACUAUUGCGCACUCACUUAUCCCGAAGCAACUGUAUACGACAUUGGGCCCGAGCCAUCCGCCGCACCGGCUGACAACACCUCUGAGCCGUGGUCGACCCUGCGAAACCAUCGCCACAUUUGUCACUCAUCUCUCAGCAACGCCUUCCCGUUCCCCAUGAACUUCUUUGCAUGCGUUGUUCUCCGCUUCCCGAUCGCGCUCCCUUCGAGUGUGCACCGCUUCGUCCUUUCAGAAGCCAAGCGAGUUCUCCGACCCGGAGGCUAUCUGGAGUUCAGCGUUCUUGAUAUGGAUCUUGUCAAUAUGGGCAACCGAGCUCGCCGUGCAGUUCGUGGCCUCAAGAUGAGGAUGCAGGUAGCCGAUGAGAACACUUCACUCCGCAACAUCAGCGAUGAGAUCAUGGCCGGCAUCGGUAGAAAAGGCUUUGUUGAAUGCAAUCGAUGUGUUGUGGGCGUUCCUGUCGCUGGCAAACUUCCUAGGCCCGAUGAUACAAAGUCGUCAAUCACAAAGCGGAAAGGCAGCACCGCAAGUUCGAGCAGCAAAACGAAAGGUACUCCUGCUCUGCCUAAAGGACCGAAGCCUGAAGUCUCCUUCUCCGACCUCCUCAAUGUCUCCUCUCCAUCUGAAUCGACAGACAACGGCAUCACUGACAUGGUGGCGCGCGUUGGCCGCUGGUGGUAUUCUCGCUGCUACGAGUCCCUCGUCCUCCCUGAAGCCGGAGAACCCGGCGCCGCAACUUCCGGCGACUUGCUUAAGAGCAGCAUCUGGCGCGAUGAAAACCUCGUCAACGAGUGCGAGAAGCGCGGUACAAGCUUCAAGCUCCUCAUCGGGUACGCCCAAAAGCCUGAAGUCGGAGUUCGACGCACCGUCAGCGUCUAA